GGUCUCUGCAAACGGGCUGGCCCAAAUGAGCCCGCCCACUUCUCCUGGAUCCUCCCUCUCCCCAUCAUUGGCUAGCCGCUUUCUUCGGAGGAAUUUAAAAAGAGAAAUAAGGUUCGUCAGCUCAAGAAGCCAGAAGACUGCCGGACGCACCUGCCCUCCUGCUGACAUGCCGAUCUUCCGAGCGAUGGCUUCUUACGGCCUCCUACUCUUCUUUCUCCAAGUCAACCUUCCCUCCGGCCGAAGCCGGCAAGUGCUUAAAAACGAUGCCGCGGAGUUCAUCCCGGAUUUUCUGGACAAGACCUUUGGGGCAGCGGAGCAGCCAGCGCAAGCGGCGUUUGCGUACAACGAGAGCGAAAUCACCAACAACCGAGCCCAGCAAGGGCGGAGGAAUUCCCAGGUUUCUUCGGGAAGGAUGGAACCCCUGCAGUUUGGCUGCCGUGAAGUCUAUUCCACCCGCUACAUCACCAGUGGCCCUUGCCGCAGCACCAAGCCGAUUAAGGAGCUUGUAUGCUCUGGCCAAUGCUUGCCAACUCAUCUCCUCCCCAAUUCAAUUGGCAAGGGGAAAUGGUGGAGGCAGCGUGCCAUGGAUUACCGCUGCAUCCCGGCGCAAGGUCAAUUCCAACGUAUCCAGUUAACCUGCCCUGGUGAGGAUAUUCAGUUUAUCAAGUCCAGAAUCAUCACUUCCUGCAAAUGCAAGAGAUACACUCGCUAUCACAAUCGCUCUCAGCUCAAGGAUUUCAGCAAGGAGACCACUCGUCCUCAGAAAAACAAAAAACCUCGGGUCCCCAGGGCCAGGAGCAGCAAGACCAACCAGGUGGAGCUGGAGAAUUCCUUCUAGAUGGAGGCUGUUGGUGAGACCUCAGCCCAGAAGAGUAGAGAUUUUUGCUUCACCCACCCUCUCUUUUUGAUGGCACUGGAAUCAAAAUGGGACUGAGCGAAGGGAGGGACAUGGCCAUCAUGGCUGCUUUCCCAACCAGAGGUUCAAAAUUGGUGUGGCUGAAAGCUACCAGCUUUGGAUGAGAGCUCCAAGGGGGAGGGAAGAAUUCAAAUUGAGCAGAUGGUAGCAGUUCUCAGUCUGAGAGAGGAGUGAGUCAGAGAUUAGAGAGGGUUGCAUUGUCUAUAACAUUGAAGGGGGAGGCAAGCUCUGUGCACUACUACUUUUUUUUUCAAGACUUCUUUGUCCUUCCUUAAUGGACAAAGGAUUAGCAUCUCUCUAGCAAA
Molecule: messenger RNA, 1221 nt
Organism: Pseudonaja textilis
Lineage: Eukaryota; Metazoa; Chordata; Lepidosauria; Squamata; Elapidae
Gene: SOST
Product: sclerostin
Biological process (GO): negative regulation of Wnt signaling pathway; negative regulation of BMP signaling pathway; ossification
Molecular function (GO): BMP binding
Source: RefSeq, a predicted model, not a curated record